This is a messenger RNA of Prosopis cineraria, 1746 nucleotides long. RefSeq lists its product as uncharacterized. The record is from RefSeq and is a predicted model, not a curated record. Bases 1025 to 1534 code for a protein of 169 amino acids. The transcript is spliced from 3 exons. NCBI's taxonomy places the organism in Eukaryota, Viridiplantae, Streptophyta, Magnoliopsida, Fabales, Fabaceae.
CCUUAUGUACUAUUAAGUCAGCGUAUUUAUUAAUUUUUUUUUAGACAUGUUCAAAAAUUAUCUCCCAAUUACAUGUGAUUUAUCCCUUAAAUGAAAAGAAAAGUGAGUGGAAAAUUGUAAUCUUUUUACAUCGAUAUGGGGAGAAAAAUAAAGUAGAGAGAAAUUUGGGAAAACAUAAUAAAGAAGAUCUACACAUUUUUCUCUUGACUUUUUUUCUUUUAAAUUGAGAAAAAAUUUUCUGAAAAGUUUUCAAUAUCUGCCCAUCAAUUUUAUUAUAUUCUAUUAUUUCUUAAUAUAAUGUCAUGUAUUUUUUAAAUUAUUUUAAAUCAUGUUAAAAGAGUUAUUUAAUUUUUUUAAAAAUCAUUGUGUAAAAGUAAAUUUUAAAAAUUUAAUUUUAUAUUAAAUUAUUAAAUUAAUUACUGUUCACCUUCAUUAUUUUUUUUCCGAGUAAUAAGAAAAAGUCACCACUUCUCAUUUUUCUCUUUUUCUGCAUUUUUUCUCUCCUUUAUUCUCAAAUCAUACUCCAUUAAAAAAAUAUUUUUUAAUAGUUAAAUAUUUAAAAAUAUAAAAUGUUUUCUAUUUUUUUAACGUAUAAUUAUUUUUAUAAAUAUUUUAUUAAAUAAAUCAUUUUAUAUUUUUUAAAAUAAAAUAUUUUAUUAAAUUUUAAUAAAUCUAAAAAAGGUAAAUUUAAUUUAAAAUAAGAUACUACUUUAUUAAAAAUAAUAUUUAAUUAAAAAUAUUUCAUAUUUUUUUUUACAAAAGAGUUAGGAAAGAAGCGUAUUUUUCUUUAGAUCUGGUUUGAUUGCAGCAACCAACGGCGCCGUUUGAUUUGGCGUGCGGUUUGUUCCGUCGAUCUUGCGAACGGUUGAGAUUGUUCCUUGCUGGUCAAGCGUCGUGCUUUGGAUGCAGCAAAGACGGAGGAGAGGAAAGAUGGAGACCGACCGACGGCGGAAGGAGGUAACGUUUUUGAUUGUCCAGAAAGUCGGAGGCACACAGAAUUCCCUGAAAACUGAAAACAAAUGCAAUGGAAGAUCAUGAAUCAACGACGAUUACGUGCAGCAUUUUAGCCAUAGACCACACCAAUCUCACUUACCAUGCCUGCCAUGUUUGUGAAAGGCCUCAGCUUGACUCCUUACCUUCUUCCACUAACCUUUCCUCUCCUUGCAAAUUCUGCUGCUCCAAAUCCCUCAACCCUACCUCCCCCUUCCCCUCCUCUUUCAAACGACUAUUUCGAGUCCUGAUGUCGAUUGCAACUGACACCAAGGUUAUCACUGUCGUUUGCUUUGAUAAAGUUGCGAGGGUUCUGUUUGGAUGCUCUGCCGAUGAAUUUUUUGACUUUGCCAAGCUUCACCCGUUGUCUGGCCCGAUGGUUAACGAAAUUCUAGAGGGAGAGAUGUUCAGAAUGAAUGUAUCGAAACCAAAAAACGGUCAUGCACGACAUCUACGAGUUGUAUCAGCUAUCCCUCUGAGGAGUGGAUUUAGGCCAGCAAUUGAAGCCUUGAGAGAAUACCACCGACGAUUACCAGUUUCAUAAUGCCUUUUGGUUUCUCUAUUGUCUCAGGGAUCUACUUACUUCUGUCUAAUUUAGCUUCCCGAUAUAUUUUUUCCAUGUUGUUGUUGGAUAAUUCAUAUGAGAUCUCUACUGUUAUAAGUAGAAGAAUGGUGUUUUGAGUAAUCAUUACUUAUUAGAUACUCCAGAAAAACUCUCGAGUUAAAAAAUUAUAGCGACAUGACACAUUUUUGAAA